AUGGCCGCCCCUAAAGCCUCCUCCCGCCAGACACCCUUGACCUCUCCCCCUCCCGCCUACACGCCACGCACUGCACCCGAUCUUGCUGCACAAAUGCGGCAACAACUGCGUGAGCCUUUCAUCAUGGGCCGGCCAUCCAUCCCCGAGACAGUCCUGGAGGCCUUGACGACUGAGGACGAGGAUGACCAAGACCAGGAGGAGGGCAUCUCCCCCAUCAGCCUCCGCAUCAACACCUCUGUUCUCAUUUCCAAGAACAACAACCUGGUGUGUCUCACAGACACGCCUGCCAGCCAUGCCAACGCUAUUGCCAGGGCCGUCGUUAAGGCCAUCCAGGAGAACAGCUCCGGCCAGUGCGGCAUCCCCAUGAUUGACGAAGACGGCCGUCCUCGGCCAGUCAAGAUUGAGGUUGACGCGGGCAUCACCGUCGAGGGCUCAGGAAACAUCGUCGGCAACGAGGCCAUCAUGAACGAGGUCCUCCGCCAGCGCAGCCUUACCCGCAAGAGGGCAGCCGACUUUGAUGAUGAUGAGAGCGACGUGUCUGCCCUCCCGACGAAGCAACGUCGUGGAAGCGGCAGCACCAGCAGCAUUUCCCCUUGA
Molecule: messenger RNA, 597 nt
Organism: Trichoderma citrinoviride
Lineage: Eukaryota; Fungi; Ascomycota; Sordariomycetes; Hypocreales; Hypocreaceae
Exons: 1
Coding region: 1-597 (198 amino acids)
Source: RefSeq, a predicted model, not a curated record